GCGCUGUCCGCCCGCUCCUCCCGCCCGGCCCGGCCCCUCCCGGGAGCUGCCGCACCAACACCGCCACAGCACCGGCCGAUCCAGCAAUAAGCAACCAUGAAUGAGGUGGUGGAGACCCUGAGGAAGAUCGAGGAGAAGUACAAGCUGUUCCAGCAGCAGCAGUUCACCUUCAUCAAAGCCCUGGAGCGCACGCGGGAGGAAGCCCAUGACAUGAUGAGACCUGUGUCAUCCAUUAUCCAGGUGCAGUGCUACAAGGACAACCACUGCUACAACGCCACAGACAGGCGCAUCCUCAACAUGUUCGUGUCCCUGUGCAACGAGCUGCGCUGCCUGAGCCAGAAGAUGGAGACGGUGCACGCUGGGGACAGCGUCACCAACGGCCUUUUGGAGAAGUGCAAAUUGCUCCUGAACGACAGCAACGACCUCACUGCCCUUCGAGCCACGUACCCCCACGGUGUUGUGAACCACCUGAGCCUGGAGGAGGCGCAGCAUCGCUAUGGAGGGGUGGUGAGCUUGCUGCCCAUCGUCCUGGACAGCAUGAGGGACUGGGUCACACACUCCAACCUGAAAGUCCUCUAUAUUGUGAGUCCUGGAUGUGCCAGGUGCAAGGAGGAGACACCCACUUCCCAAACAGCACCUGAAGCUCUGACCUCCAAUAGUAAUGAAAAUACUGUAAAAUUGCAGGACAAAGAUUUCAAGAAAUUCCUGGCUGCAAAUCAACGUCCGCAAAAAAAGAAAGCUCCCUGGAGGCCACCAGGCAAACACCCCUAUUAAAGGAUCAGAGCUCCUGCAUCAUCUGCUCACCACCUUUAAGCACCUAGCUGAUCUAAUACACUGCAGUGAACACUUGA
This is a messenger RNA of Melozone crissalis (California towhee), 851 nucleotides long. Its product is annotated as sperm acrosome-associated protein 9-like. Bases 97 to 774 code for a protein of 225 amino acids. The record is from RefSeq and is a predicted model, not a curated record. Gene Ontology annotation, cellular component: ciliary base; sperm flagellum; acrosomal vesicle. The transcript has 4 exons. NCBI's taxonomy places the organism in Eukaryota, Metazoa, Chordata, Aves, Passeriformes, Passerellidae.